AGCAAGAAAAGAAGGGAAAUAAUAUCAAACAAGCAUAAACGUGUGAGGGACACAACUUUAAGAGGAAAAAAAGAAAAAGAACAUACUUCUUAAAUUUGCCUUUUAUAGAAAGGGUUUUUAUCAUGUUCUGCAAAAAGUUCUGUUUAAGUGAACAGGAAGCGAUGGACGGUACCCUGGUCACGUGACAUGGGCCAGCUCAUUCUUAUGAAGGCGGGGGGGGUAUCUCAGCACACAAGAUAGGAAUUUCUUUUGUUGUUACAGAAAACAAAAAGUGAAAAAAGCGCAGGCGGCCCUGUCUCUAUUAUUACUAUAUUAUAGUAAUAUGUAUUGUUAUAUGUCCAAAGAUAUCAAUGCUAUAUAAGUUACAUGUGAGUAUGAAUGUGGCUAUUCGCUGGUUCGAAGAGCUCAUCCCUACCGGAAGUACGUCAUUAGGCUUUCCGCGCGCGGGCUUGAAUGAAAGACGCUCAAAUUAUGACAAGGGCAAGAGUUACAGUAAGUGAGCAAACAAGCAGCGCGAAGACAACUUUGUAAACAUGGCGACUCCACCGAAGAUAGCGCGCGCUUUUUCCACUAGUCCGAACACGGCGGUAAAUUUCCCCCGCCGACACAAAAAGAUUUCAAUCGAAGGAAAUAUAGCGGCCGGGAAGUCCACUUUUGUGCGUAUCCUUCAGAGGGCGUCAUCAGAGUGGGAGGUUAUACCAGAACCCAUCGGCAAGUGGUGCAACGUCCAAAAUGACAGCAGGGACGUUUACCAGGAGCUGACUUCCUCCCAGAAGAGCGGAGGAAAUUUGCUCCACAUGCUUUACGACAAACCCAGUCGUUGGUCCUAUACCUUCCAGAGUUAUGCAUGUCUCAGCAGAGUUCGCUCUCAGCUUCAGUCGCCAUCAGUGAAACUUCAGCAGGCAGAAAACCCCGUUCAGUUUUACGAGCGUUCCGUUUACUCAGACAGGUACGUGUUUGCAUCCAACCUGUUUGAGUGUGGGAACCUGAGUGAGACGGAGUGGAGCGUCUACCAGGAUUGGCACAGGUGGUUGCUGAGCAACUUUGAGGAGGACAUCGCCCUGGACGCCAUCAUUUACCUGAGAGCCAAGCCACAGUGCUGUAUGCAGCGUCUGAUCCAUCGCGGCAGAGAGGAAGAGCGUGACCUUCCUGUGGAGUAUUUGGAACAACUCCACCUCAAACAUGAAGACUGGCUCGUCCACAGGGCGCUCAGAUUGGACUGGGACUACCUGAAUGAACUUCCUGUCCUCGUUGUGGACGCCAACGAGGACUUCCAGAACGACGGCAUCAAACAGGAAGCGAUGGUUGAUCAGGUCAAAGAGUUUGUCUCCACGUUGUCCAAGACACUUUGACCUUGGACUGCAUCCAUAUUUGUAGAUAACUGAGCCACACUACUGCACCUGAACGCACCGUAAGAGGAUUCUCUUUUUUGAAACAUGUCAUGUCCAUCCAGUGAGGGUUUUUUUUUUCUCUUUCAAAUGUGUGACAAUGUUUGCUUG
This is a messenger RNA of Dunckerocampus dactyliophorus (ringed pipefish), 1499 nucleotides long. RefSeq names its product deoxycytidine kinase 2-like. Gene Ontology annotation, biological process: nucleobase-containing compound metabolic process. Lineage: Eukaryota; Metazoa; Chordata; Actinopteri; Syngnathiformes; Syngnathidae. The record is from RefSeq and is a predicted model, not a curated record. The transcript has 8 exons. Gene Ontology annotation, molecular function: deoxyguanosine kinase activity; ATP binding. Gene Ontology annotation, cellular component: mitochondrion; cytoplasm. The coding region runs from base 534 to 1352 and encodes 272 amino acids.